Molecule: messenger RNA, 2717 nt
Organism: Pelodiscus sinensis (Chinese soft-shelled turtle)
Lineage: Eukaryota; Metazoa; Chordata; Testudines; Trionychidae
Source: RefSeq, a predicted model, not a curated record
AUGAAGAUUGCUGCAAAGCAGCUGUGUCAUGAGCUACAUGUUCAUCUGAUUGAUCUGGAUACUAUUGAUGUCAGCAACCUCAACAGGCAGUUUUUGUUUCAAAAGAAACAUGUUGGGAGGUCAAAAGCACAGGUUGCCAAGGAAAGCGUGUUACAGUUUUACCCAGAAGCUAAUAUUAUAGCUUAUCAUGACAGUAUCAUGAAUCCUGACUAUAAUGUAGAAUUCUUCCGGCAAUUUACAUUGGUUAUGAAUGCUUUGGAUAACAGAGCUGCACGUAACCAUGUGAAUAGGAUGUGUCUGGCUGCUGAUGUUCCUCUUAUAGAAAGUGGAACUGCAGGCUACCUUGGACAAGUAACAGUUAUCAAAAAGGGAGUAACAGAGUGUUAUGAAUGUCAUCCUAAACCAACUCAGAAGACUUUUCCAGGUUGCACAAUUCGCAACACUCCAUCAGAACCUAUUCACUGCAUUGUGUGGGCUAAGUAUUUGUUCAAUCAGUUGUUUGGUGAAGAAGAUGCUGAUCAGGAAGUAUCCCCUGACCGAGCUGAUCCUGAAGCUGCCUGGGAGCCAACAGAAGCAGAAGCGAGAGCAAGAGCAUCUAACGAAGAUGGUGAUAUUAAACGUGUUUCAACCAAGGAAUGGGCUAAAUCAACUGGAUAUGAUCCAGUUAAACUUUUCACUAAGCUUUUCAAAGAUGAUAUCAGAUAUCUGUUGACAAUGGAUAAACUGUGGAAAAAAAGGAAACCUCCAGUGCCAUUGGACUGGACCGAAGUACAGAAUCAAGAGAAAAACACAUCUGAGCAACCGAAUGACUCCUCCUUAGGCCUGAAAGACCAACAGGUUCUGGAUGUCAAGAGCUAUGCACGCCUGUUUUCAAAGAGCGUUGAAACUCUGAGAGUUCACCUAGCAGAAAAAGGUGAUGGAGCAGAGCUUAUAUGGGAUAAGGAUGACCCAUCUGCAAUGGAUUUUGUAACUUCUGCUGCAAACCUCAGAAUGCACAUUUUCAGUAUGAAUAUGAAGAGCAGAUUUGAUAUCAAGUCAAUGGCAGGAAAUAUUAUCCCUGCUAUAGCAACAACUAAUGCAGUGAUUGCUGGCUUGAUAGUGCUGGAGGGUUUGAAGAUUUUAUCAGGAAAAAUAGACCAAUGUAGAACGAUUUUUCUGAACAAACAACCAAACCCAAGAAAGAAGCUCCUUGUUCCUUGUGCAUUGGAUCCUCCAAAUCCCAAUUGUUAUGUGUGUGCAAGUAAACCAGAAGUGACAGUGAAACUUAAUGUACACAAGGUUACUGUGUUGACAUUACAGGAUAAGAUAGUGAAAGAAAAAUUUGCUAUGGUAGCACCAGAUGUACAGAUAGAUGAUGGAAAAGGGACUAUUCUCAUAUCUUCAGAGGAGGGAGAAACAGAAGCAAAUAACCACAGGAAAUUAUCAGAAUUUGGAAUUCGGAAUGGCUCUCGACUACAAGCAGAUGAUUUCCUGCAGGACUAUACCCUGUUAAUCAAUGUGCUUCAUAGUGAAGAUCUAGAAAAAGAUGUAGAAUUUGAAGUUGUUGGAGACGCUCCUGAAAAAGUUGGCCCCAAACCAUCAGAGCCAGUUUCUAAGAACAUUACCAAUGGUAGUGAUGAUGGAGCACAGCCAUCGACUUCAACAGCUCCAGAUCAAGAUGAUGUAUUAAUAGUUGAUUCUGAUGAUGAAGAUCCUUCAACCAAUACUGAUGAUAUGGAAAAUAAAAACCGCAAGAGAAAACUAGAAGAUAGAGAGCAUGUCAGUACAAAGAGAAUGCGUACAGACCAGACAGAAGAGCAAGAUGACAUAAUAGCACUAGAUUGAGUGCAAAUACCCAAUGAGAGAAAGAUCUAGAUAAUGUAAUACAAUAAGAUGUUACUUUGGGGUGUGUUAAAUGUCCAGAACUAGACUAUUUUUAUGGCCUUUGUUCCCAGGGGAAUCACAUCAUUAGAUGACAGAAUUUGUGUCCAUUCCUCUUGAUGGCAAAGCACUAAUUUCAAUAGAAUCUUAGAAGUUUUCCAAUAUGCUAUAUUAAAUGUAGUAGAAACUUAGUUUAUAAAUACUUAAACAUAAGUAUUUGCUUAAACAGUCAUGAAAACAAAGCAUGUUAUUUUUAUGUAAAUACAUUUAGCUAUAAUUCAUUAGGACAAAAAAUCCUGUAGUAAAAGGGUCAUCAUUUGAAACCCAGAUUUAUAAACAUUAGAUUUUUAUUUUGGCUAGACAAAAAUAUAUUUAGCCUAGAUCUAACCAUUUUUCACACCCUUAAAUAAUCUGAGAUAGCAGAUUCUUUGAAAGAAAAGAAAUAUGAAGUGCUAUGUUUAAAUUCUGAUCUUAAACAUCAACUGGCACUGUGUAUAUUACUGUAAAACAAUGUUAAUUUACUCAAGUUUUUCAGCACGUACUGCCUGGUAUGUCAAUGUAAGAAGCAAAUUUUGUGUAUUGUUACAGUUUCAGGUUAUUUAUAUUUGAUGUUUUGUAAAACUCAAAUAAUACUACUAUACUGUACAUCUCAUGGACCAAAUAAAUGACAUCUGAAAUACUUGCUAUAUCAGUUUGCACAGUCCAAGUUUAUGUGGAAUUUUUGGAUAAUUUACAAUGUAUACAGUCUUCAAAAAUUAAUACUGUACUAUUUUAAUUUUUAAAACAAUCUCAUCGUACAGAACUUAAAAAUUCAUUUGAGGUGGAAGGGGAAUUUUUUAAUAAAACUUUUGUCAGUA